Molecule: messenger RNA, 675 nt
Organism: Penicillium waksmanii
Lineage: Eukaryota; Fungi; Ascomycota; Eurotiomycetes; Eurotiales; Aspergillaceae
Product: Rho guanyl nucleotide exchange factor
Exons: 1
Coding region: 1-675 (224 amino acids)
Source: RefSeq, a predicted model, not a curated record
AUGGGCUGGACCCUUGGAGGCACGAUGAUUCGCGGCGAUGCAGAUGAUGCAGAUGAUACACCCGAGAGCAAGAGACUAUUGCUGGCCAUGAAAGAAAAACCAGAGGCGACCCGCAACGAGCAGGAUCAAGGACUCUUCCCAAAGCCGGCUCCAAACCUCCCGUUCAAAAAAUGGAUGGAUAGCUUUCGCACGCGCAAACGGAUACCCCCAACGAUCCCGGAAAGAUUCGUGGCAGGCUGGCCGGACUCACCCCCGUCGGAUAUAUCCACACAGAACCAGUUUCCGUUUCCUGCUCUAUCACAUGAGCAGCAUUGGGAAAGAUCUUCGAAUCAUUCCUCGCACCUAGGAACGGUCAAAACUACAACUUUAAGCAUUGCGAGUCCGAGUGUCGCGAGAUCUCGAGCCAAUACCCAGAGUACAACUAGCCAGAAUGGCACGUCGCCCGUUCGAGCUUCAGCAGACAGCUCUCGACCAACAUCAAGUACAUAUGUGGAUGAAGCCGCAGAGCAGCGCGCGACAAAAAGGCGCCAGCUUCUACGAGAGGUUCUUUCAACGGAAGCUGACUAUGUUCAGGGCCUGACUGCCCUCACCGGGGUAGAUUCUGCCCCUCUAUACUUCAACUAUGGAUACAAGAAGCUAAUGAAGUCCAAAGGUACUCCCAAUGCUCAACAUUAG